AUGCGUGCAAACGAAAAAUAUGAAAGAGAACAACAAAAAUUGGAUGCAAUGACUUUAAAUUCUUUAGCAGCAAGUCAAUAUCAGUUUCAUAUAGCUAGGUCCCCAACGGAUAAUGAUUGGGAUAACCAAAGCUAUUAUGAGGUGUUUUUUGCCUAA
Molecule: messenger RNA, 156 nt
Organism: Meloidogyne enterolobii
Lineage: Eukaryota; Metazoa; Nematoda; Chromadorea; Rhabditida; Meloidogynidae
Source: the annotation of a GenBank genome assembly